GGAAUAAUUGGUUCUUUGUUCAAGCGGAAGUAAAACGUUCUCAACUUUGUGGUUUCGUUGUCACACUUCCUCUCUGCAGAAUGAAGCCGUGUGUCGUGCUUCUCUUUGCCGUUUUUCUGCUGACAUUAUGUGAAACACAAGGAAUCAUUGUGACUCCUGUGUUUGUGCUGAAGGGACGUGAUCUGCUCCUGAAGUUUGAUGCUGAUCUUCCUGAGAAGUUUUCAUUUGUUGACUGGAAAUUCAAUAAAACAGUCACUUUAGUAAGAUUUGAAUCCAGUGGGGAACCAAAUGUCCUUCAUAAUUCCACUGGAGGGUUUGAGUUUCCUGUGAAAAUCUUCUCUGUGACAUUGAAGAAUCUACAAGAGGCCGACAGUGGAGUUUAUACAGUUUCAGCAGUAACAAGUAAAGGAGACAAACUAGUAGCUGAAUACAAGGUCACAGUUCAAGGACCAGUGUCUCCAGUUGAACUGAUCGUGGACCGAGUGGACUCCAGCAGCUCAGAGUCAUGUGACCUCCAUGUGACCUGCAGGACUCACAACUCAAACAUCAGCAGCACUUUCAGAUGUGACGACCGGGUCUGCAGUGAGGGGGGACAGCGAUCAGAGGUCACGACCUCUGGGGCUUCUCUCCAGGUCUACCUGUUGAACAGCACCAUCAUCUGUAACCAUAGCAACCAGGUUCACUGGACCCAGAACUUUAACACGACUGAACAUCUUUGCCCCUCAAAUGAUCCUCCCUUUCACUCCGGCUGGAUGAUUGCUAUAAUUCUCAUUGUCGUCGUAAUUGUGGUUCUAUUCGUCUUGCUUCAAAGGAGAAGAAUCUGUCCAAGUCCAACAGAUUCAAGACAGAUCGUCAAAAAUACAGUUCAAACAGUUCAAGUUCCUCAGGAAGUAACAUCAGCAUCACCUCAGAAUGAGAACUCCAUCUACGACAAGGUGGAUUAUCCUGAUGGACCGGAGGGUCACUACGAUACAGUCGAGAAUCUUCACGGGUCCUCCAACGAUUAAAGAGGAAUGUUUUCCCAAAUCCUGGAAUCCUGCCUGAAGUUUUCAGUGUUAUUGAAGCUUUCUGUGUAUUAAUUCAUAUGAUUUGCUUGUUGUCCUGCAGGAAGCCUCAUCUUUGGUUUUUGGUUUGAUUCUUCAUGUCACCUUUCAUCUGAUCAUUUCGUCAAAAGCAACGAUUUACACUUUAGACUUUUAAGGCCUCAUCUGAUUGGUGAGAUUUAAGAUGCAUGAUGCAGGAUGCUUCUAUUUUAUUUGUAUUUUUUUUUUGACAAAAAAGGAAUGAAAUGUUUUUCAACUUUGA
Messenger RNA from Gasterosteus aculeatus aculeatus (three-spined stickleback), 1305 nucleotides. RefSeq lists its product as uncharacterized. Lineage: Eukaryota; Metazoa; Chordata; Actinopteri; Perciformes; Gasterosteidae. The record is from RefSeq and is a predicted model, not a curated record. Gene Ontology annotation, cellular component: membrane.